Messenger RNA from Camelina sativa (false flax), 579 nucleotides. Lineage: Eukaryota; Viridiplantae; Streptophyta; Magnoliopsida; Brassicales; Brassicaceae. The record is from RefSeq and is a predicted model, not a curated record.
GUUAUACAGCUCACAACUUAAACCUUUCUUAAAAUCCAAAAUUUAUAAAACCCUAGUAGCUAAACCUAUGUCUCUUCCUUCUUCUUCUUUCUCCGAACAUUGUCUUUCUCAUAAAACCAUGUUUAUCACUCUUUAUAUUGUUUUCCUCUUGUGUUUUGGUUCCUACAACGCCACAGCAAGGGUCGGACCUGUUAAGGUUUCUGAGACAGAAAUAGUUCAAACAGGAUCAAGAUCAUCAAGACAAGAGAUCAUUGGGGGUUUUGGAUUCAAAGGUCGUGUGGUCCAUUUAUUUUCUAAAAGGGUACUUGUACCACCUUCGGGACCUUCCAAGAGGCACAAUUCUGUGGUGAAUAAUCUCAGACACUAACUGGUUUUUUCUUUCUUUUGGUUUAAUUUCAAUCUCUUCGACUUUUUUUGACGAUCAUGAAACUGUAUUUAGAAGAUUCUUGAAGCUGUAUUUGAUGGAUUUUUCUUUUUUUUUAUAACUUUUAUUUAUUUUUCCUUUAUAUAUACAUAUAUUGAGUUCAUACACAUUUGUAAUUUCUCGGUUGGAAAGUUAUACGUAUCGUUUUUUUUUUU